Messenger RNA from Rotaria sordida, 960 nucleotides. Lineage: Eukaryota; Metazoa; Rotifera; Eurotatoria; Philodinida; Philodinidae. The record is from the annotation of a GenBank genome assembly.
AUGAUACCUGUUUCUCAAUUGUCAUGUCUUUGGUUUAGUCCCAAUGAGAGAACACGUGCGACCACAGUCGCUAUCAUGGCAAAUAGCUUUGGCUCAACUGCCAGUUUUCUUAUCAAUCCAUCAAUUGUUGCUCGUCCUACGAAUCUGCCUUACUUGCUGUACUUUCAUUUUGCUUUAGCACUUUUAGCUGCCAUUCCUGCUCUCAUAUAUUUUCCUGCUGAACCACAAACACCUCCAUCACAUGCAGCUCAGAUACUCAUGCGUGGAAAAGAGAAAAACACAGAUUCAGACUUGAAGACUUACAUAAAAGAUCUUCGACAAUGUGUUACUAAUCGCUCAUUUGUUCUACUUGUAACAGUUGGAGGUCUAAUGGGAGGAACUUUUGCAAUAUGGACAGGCUUAUUUUCUACGAUUCUCGCUUUUGAGAAUUAUUCUGAAAAGCAAGCUGGCUGGUUCGCUUUUGGAUCAUCUUUCGGUUCAAUCGUUGGCGGCUUUUGCAUGAGUGCUCUGGCCGAUAUACCUCGAUUUCAACGUUCAUUAAAAACGUUUAUUCUAUUGGCAUUGAUCGGCUGUUUACUCUCAGUAAUGUGGUUUCAACUAUCUAUUCGUACAAUUUUUUAUAAUGUGCCAAUUCUUGGUUCGAACCAAGUCACUAUUGGAAUUUCUCUCAUUCUUGUUGGUGUUUGUAGAGGAGCUGCAUUGCCGUUAAUCUAUGAAAGUUUGGCCGAAAUUACGUUUCCACUGCCAGAAUCUCUUUCAGCUUCGGUUCUCCUACAAUUGAUGAAUAUUACUGCCGUUAUUCUCCUUUUUAGUACUACUGGACGAUACAAAUUAAUGAAUUUAAUCGUUGUCAUCACUAAUCUAGUAUCUGUUAUCAUGGUUGUAUUCGUGCGAGUCUCAUACAAACGACGAAAUGAAGAUGGUCGAAUGAAGAACGAAACAAUUCUUGGACUCGAUUAA